This is a messenger RNA of Perkinsus marinus ATCC 50983, 470 nucleotides long. RefSeq lists its product as hypothetical. The record is from RefSeq and is a predicted model, not a curated record. The transcript has a single exon. The annotation marks the transcript as partial. NCBI's taxonomy places the organism in Eukaryota, Perkinsozoa, Perkinsida, Perkinsidae.
AUGGCUAUCCCAAGUGUUGUUGAGUCAACCAAUGCGGGUGUUACUACUAACAUGGUGGAGAACCCGCUGGCUGAGCUCUUUGAAGUCCUCGGUAUUGCUGAACCCUCACUACUACUAUGGUUAUCUGCCGCAGAGUUAGAGACUGCUAUGGAAGGCCAACCUCUAAGUAAGAAGGUCUAUCUACGACGUACCCUCUCCACCUAUAUAGACGCCGAAGGCCCUAACUCUCAAGCUGCAAGUCUCUCUCGAAGGCCAGCAAACACAGUACAUCCACAGCAGGUUACAUCUUCUGCUCCCACUGUGCAGGUCUGCCCUCAAGGAGUGCCCCAGACCCCUCUCAUGCAAGGUCAACAACACCCUUGUAACAACGACAUCACCAACGUGGCGUACUGGUGCGAUCUAUCUUAUAACUAUGACAAGGAGAAGGCGCUUGAUACAACAAAGGCCAUCAAUGCUGUUUCCCAUAUCAA